AUGGAUCCACAGCUAACGGAAGUUUCGCAGCAGUUGGAGAGAUUCAAAGCGGCUUUUGUGAGGAAGGAUUUCAAUAGCUGUGGUGAUUUGUUGUCUCAACUUAAGGUUCUUCUGACCAAAUUCACGAGUCUUCCUCCAUUGUUCGAGAAUACACCAAAUGCAGCUCAGGAAUUGACUAUUGCAAGGGACAUUUACGAGCAUGCUGUUGUUCUAAGUGUAAAAACCGAGGAUCAAGAUGCAUUUGAGAGAGAUUUUUUCCAGUUGAAACCGUACUAUGUGGAUGCCAGGAAUCGUCUUCCGCCAUCUCCACAGGAGAAUCUAAUCUUGGGUCUGAACCUUCUGAGGCUGCUUGUCCAAAACAGAAUUGCUGAGUUCCACACCGAACUUGAAUUACUUUCAUCAGCUACUCUGGAGAAUCCUUGCAUCAAGCAUGCAGUAGAGCUUGAGCAGUCGUUCAUGGAGGGUGCCUAUAACCGUGUGUUGAGUGCUAGACAGACCGCACCUGAUGCAACUUAUGUCUAUUUCAUGGAUCUUUUGGCAAAAACCAUAAGAGACGAAAUAGCUGGAUGCAGUGAGAAAGCUUACGAUUAUGUCUCUAUCAGCGAUGCCCGGCAGAUGUUGCUAUUUUCCUCUGAUCAAGAACUCUUAACCUAUGUCAAAGAGGAGCACCCUGAGUGGGAAGUGAAGGACGGACUUGUUGUGUUCCAAAAAGCGAAAGAAACUGCACCGUGCAAAGAGAUUCCGUCUCUGCAACUCAUCAACCAGACUCUAAGCUACGCCAGGGAGCUGGAGCGUAUCGUGUAA
Arabis nemorensis is the source of this 804-nucleotide messenger RNA. The record is from the annotation of a GenBank genome assembly. NCBI's taxonomy places the organism in Eukaryota, Viridiplantae, Streptophyta, Magnoliopsida, Brassicales, Brassicaceae.